AGUAAUGACACUGUAUAAUUAUACAGUUCCCGUCAUACUGCACAAACAGUUCUUGUGUUGGCGUGAAUUUCGUCACCUUCUCUGGAAGUUGUAUGGCUUGUGAUACCGUCGGUUUUCGGGUGAGUGAUCGGUUUGUGCAAGCUCGAUUUACCGGUACUAUCAUGACAUGCUAUAGAUCCUGUAUAUGUUGAUUAUGAAUUAUAUAAGUCUUCAUACAUGCCAGCUCGUAGUGAACGGUUUUGUUAUAUACUUCUUUGCUUCAUUAAUAUAUGGGAAGUUUUGUGAAAUUAACUCUCCGUGCUUGAACUCGCAGUGAAUUCUAAGUGAUAUAACAGUGCUCUGAUAGUGUGUGCCAGUGUGUGUAAUGUCUUGCAAGUGAGGAACUUAACAGACGACCCCAAGUGGACCAGAUAACGUUGCAGCAAAAAGACCGGCUUAGAAGACUUCGAUUAUGGAAUCACGGCAGCAGGAAGACGGCGCUAACUAGAGGAGUAAGCCAGCCACCAAACGCGCAAACUGGAGGACAUUCUCUUAUACUCUUACAAUUGGACCUGAGACUGAAUCGGAAGAGGUCAGAGGCUCCAGUCUGUAACGGCUGCUGAAGAAGUCAUCCGUGUAAACGCAAACCUCCGCCCUCCGGGAUUUUCCUGCUUGCUGCUUCUGACAGUUCCGGUCUUCUCAAAUAGGACCUUCACGGUGGUUCACAGUGACAACCUGCAGACAUUCACUCGGGGCAUGGAUCCAGUAGCAGAAUCAUCACAGAGAUGCGCUGCUGUCAUCAUUCCGGUACAUGGUUCUGCCUGGGGCGUCUUUGCCUCAUAACCAGAAAAUAGGCCGAUUUACAUCGAAAUCGUUUUAAGGAGUAUGCGACAGGAAACCAACCCUCCUCCAUACUUCGCAUCAGUGAAUGACACCUGCAGUACCGUACUUCAGGGCGCGGACGGACUUAUUGCAGGUGCCAAUGUGUUGACCCGGCCAGCAGAGGAGUUCGAUAAUGAUCCAUCAGUUGAAGCUUUGUGGGCUAUGAAGGCUUUAGAACAUGCAGAAGUGUACUUCAAUAUUUUGUGUUCAGUUGAUCCAAAACUACUCAAGCUUACUCCUCACGAUGACAAUAUCUAUAAAACUUUCCGGGAAGAAUUCCCAGAUCUCAAGGUGGAUAUAUUGGAUGAAGAGGGGUUAAAAAGCUUCGAAGCAAAGCAGAAAUGGAGACCAUUCUGUGAAAAGUUUAAAGAUGUUGUGGAAGACUACAGUUUCGGAACUCUCCUCCGAUUAGAUCACAGUGGAGAAUACUCAGAACACAAUAGCAUCCUUGUCACUAGAAUACAGUUUUAUGCUAUUGAACUGUCGCGUAACAGAGAAGGACUUAAUGACUGUAUUCGAAGCAAAUUUAAGCCUCGAAAAUCAUCCAAGAAUCAGUGAACAUGAAGUGAGUUAAAAUGGGUGCUGGAACUACACGCAGAUCUGGAAUUAACCAGACUUUCCAUGUUCAGCCUCUUUUUGUCAUUUGUGCAUGGUUGCUCUGUGGCCAGUGAGCACAGACAGUGUCUCGUAAUGGACUAAAUGCCAUAUAACUACUACUUAUCUCAUUGCUCCAAUCUGUACUCAUAUAUUAGUCACAAUUCUAAGGACAUACAUUUUUAUAAAUGGAAUUUUUUUGUCGAAGAAUAAGUACCAUUAAUUUGUGUAUUACCAAACCUAGUGGUACAUACUAUGAAACGAUUAUCACACUGUUACAUGAACAUUUUUACAUGUACAAGAAAGAUCUGUCACAGAUAAGCAGAACAUGUUGAAAUUAUUUUUCAUUACAGUUCCAUUUCAGCAUAUGUGUGUGUGAUAAAUUACAUUCAUUAUAAAAUCAGUUACAUCAGCAAAAUUAUAUCAUGGCAAGCUUAGAAGAACUUGCCUGUUUGGGUCAGUGCAACAGAAGAGAAACUGUUAAAACCCAACAGCCUUUAUAAGCAUAGCCAACUCCAUAAGAAAUUCUAAUCUGCAGAAAUGUAGGUCUUGUGGAUCAGAAUAACAAAAUUGAGGUAUGUUAUGUUAGCCAAUUACAGUGUGAUAAUACAACAUACAAGCAACUUUUGGGUCCUGAAUUAUGCAUGACCAGGAAUGAGAAUGGAAUCAUAAUUAGAGGUAGAGAUCAGAAUGAAAGUACAUGAAAAUGUCCAUGGAGCAAAAUUUAGAGAAUCUCUGACUUCUUUAUAUUCUUCUACAGCUCUGAACUCCUACGGCAAACUCUGGGCCAAACAUGCCGUAUUAGGAAUUUUUGGUAUGAAUUUUGGAUUCUGUCUAGGAUAUCUUUUGAGGUAGUAACUGAAGAUGUUUCAUAGCAUAUUUUCAGAAGAAAUAUGACUAUUUUUUAACAUAGCAUCUCUAUAAGUAUUCAGAUGGUGAUGAUAUGCAUAACACUCCUGAAGAUUUAUUGCUUGAGCUGUGAUAAGGAGCAGUUUACUUGAAAAGUUUUGCUGCAACACUGCCUGAUCUAAAAUACACUAGCAACAAUUUGUAUCAAUUAUAACUGGUAAAAAAAUUUUCCCCCUGUUAUCCAUUGGUGUUACCCAUCUUUUGACAUGCUUUUGGAUAAUGUUUUUGCUGGGCCAUCUGUUGUUUGGAUGUAUUAAUAACACUGCUUUGUUCUUAAUUCUGAGUGCCAGGUGUUUCCUGUACCAACUGUCAUCAUUCACAAGACUUCCUGAUGGUCUUCCUGGCAUAAUUUUCAGAGAAGUCAGGAUUCAAAUUUUUGAACUCUCAGAACAUUUCUAUACACAGGAAUGUGAUCAGUGAAGAACCAGUAGCACAAAAUAAACAAAGAAGGAAGAUAGAGAACUAUUCAGGACUCUAAUUUCAAAUUGCUCUCUGGGGAAUGAGCUUCAGUUGUGGCCAGUUUUUAUAUGCUGGAUAUGUAGCCUAAUAUCAUACAUGUUUGUGUGUAACCCACAACCACCCUAUACUCCAAGUGAUGUAAAUUGCUGAGCUUAUAAACAGAGGCACUGCUUGCAUGCAUAUGAUGUUUGUAUGUUAAAUUAUUGCAUGACAUUGCAUCAUUGAAGCUUUGAAUGAACAAUGGUAGGGAGAUUACUGAUGAUUAAUCAUAGCAGAAGUUGGAGAAAGCAUGUUUGGCCUCUUUUAAGAGAUAGUGGGGAAAACUGAAAAAUUUUGAGCAGGAUAUCAUUUCCAGCUGGGAUUCAACAUGGGUACCUCCUGAAUUACAAACAAGGGCUUAAAUGUUGAUUUUGAUAUUGUAACAGGAAUGAUACCAUAUAAACAAGUUCAGAAUUUAUCUUUCUUUUUUCUUUUCUUUUUUCUUUUCU
Molecule: messenger RNA, 3311 nt
Organism: Cryptotermes secundus
Lineage: Eukaryota; Metazoa; Arthropoda; Insecta; Blattodea; Kalotermitidae
Product: protein PBDC1
Exons: 9
Coding region: 865-1419 (184 amino acids)
Cellular component (GO): cytoplasm
Source: RefSeq, a predicted model, not a curated record